Messenger RNA from Sycon ciliatum, 2564 nucleotides. RefSeq lists its product as uncharacterized. The record is from RefSeq and is a predicted model, not a curated record. The coding region runs from base 126 to 2249 and encodes 707 amino acids. NCBI's taxonomy places the organism in Eukaryota, Metazoa, Porifera, Calcarea, Leucosolenida, Sycettidae. The transcript is spliced from 17 exons.
UCGAGCCUCCUUCGGCUUCUUCUGUUGAUUCUGCAUCAUGUUGUGUCAGCUUGAGUUUUGAGUUUGUGCGUUCCAGUUCUGUUUGAAUGUGUAAAUCACUCGUAUAGUACUUUUGACUAAGGAGGAUGUCUGCUGCUUUGCCGUGUGUUCGGUUGGCUUCACGGCCACCUAUCAUAUCGCCAGUUACGCGUGGUCUGGCCACAUCAGCUGACCUAUGCUGUGAUGCCGCUGCCAAGUCUGCUCCUGUCCCACACGCUGUUGCCACGUACAAGAAGCACCCGCUGAAGACCAGCAUUUGCAGUGGCAUGAUUCAUCCGACGACCUCAAGCAACUAUGCAUGGGCCUCAGGCAUGCUCGAUAUCCAGGAAUUGGUGACUGAUCCGAAAAAUGCGAUGACCAAACGAUCGGAGACUUUAUUUUACUGUAGCCUUCUGGUGGUAUCGCUGGGAUCGGACAACGCCUUGAUGAGGCAGGAGUACUUUCAUAAGGUGUUACUGCUGUGUCUGCAACAUCACCAGAAGUUUAGUAGUCGAUUUAUGGUGAAUGUUCGUUGUCCUAUCUUGUCAGCCCUGGCAUGUGAUAGAACUCUGCUAGGAGACCGCCAAGUUUUGGAAAUGUUUGAAGAGCUUUUCUGUACUGACAUUCUUGGAAUUUUCAAACCUAUCCCUACACGUGGGCGUGUGAGCGAGUGGGCAACAGGUACUCUGCUGAAGGAGUCACCUCGCGAAAGAGCUUUGGUUCCACCUGAUACGCUUGCGAAGAUGGUGGGUUUGUGGCAGCGUCUAUCAUCGUCUGCUUCGGGUGAUAUGAAAUACUACUUUCAGCUUCGUCCACUUUUGCUCCGAGAAGCCUUGUUGCUCUCCCCUUUCUUGUCAGAGCAGCAGUUCGCACAUCAUUACAGUGCACUCUUCGUGGGAAUUGAAGAUGACUGUGAUCUUUUCCGCACCACGCAGCGAUCUCGACUGGCAACUGUUCCACCCAGCGCAUUUCACACAAUGGUCAAAGCAUGGUGUGCAGUGGAACCAAGAUGUUGUGUUGGUGGACGGGACACUCUCUUACCUGAGAAUCUGAAGGUGGUGGUCGACGCCGUCUUGAAGGCUCUUGUGCACAGUGGCUGCAACCUGUCGGCAGCAACCUUUCAACUGGUGUUGGACGCUUGCUGGGAAAGUCGCAAUCGCAAGCUAGCCCUGACCAUGUACCGAUGUAUGAGAGACAUGGCUGUGCAACCUAGUGUACAUGCAUUUGGUCAGAUCACGCGUCUCUCCAUGUCCAGUCCCGUGACAGUGAAGUGGCUGUGGGAAGAUGUGUGUAGAGAGUUUCGCGGUUGCCCACCGCUUGGCAUGCUGCACUAUUUGAUGGAGGCACUGGCGUUUCAGAACAAAGACCCUAGUGUCAUUGAGCAUGUGCACAAGCUUAUUAUCAGCCGGGCAAGGCGUCUUCAAGAACCAUACAGUGUAGGUCUGUAUAGUGCACCCACGUUACUAUGGUCCUUCUAUGCAGCAACAGUUACUGGUUCUGUUCAGCAUGCUGCCCGGCAGCUCGAUGUUAUGGUCAGCAAGGGUGUGCUCCCGGAUAUCAAGGUCUUGUCACUGAUGUGGCGCAUGGUCCGCUCUCGGCAGAGUGCUGUCGAUGUAGUGAAGGCCGUAUCGGAGAGGAUGGUUCGCUGGCGGAUAGAACCGUCUCAGGAGUUCAUGUUGGAGGGUGUUGCUGCGCUGGGACAACUGUCAGAUCCGCUCUACUGGAAAAGUAAAGUUUGGCGGGCUGAUUGGCUGCGCAGUGAUCUGCUAACGUCAGCACCUGCCAGCGGGCCUGAACAGUCGGCUAUAUGCAUGAAUCACAUGGCGAGUGCGCAGAGCGAAGGUGAAGCAAGACUGGUUGCAAUCCUCUUGGCAAUCUGUCAGCAGCUCAACACGGAGAUAGCAUCUGCCGACAGUGCCUAUACCGGCACACGACUGGACAAGGUAACUCGCGUCUCCGUCGAUGACCUCUGUCUGGAUCCUCAGUUCUUUCUCUCGUCUUCAGCCCGGCCUGGUACGGAUGAGGAGCAGCUGACGGAUACAAUGCGCUGUAUGAUUGAGUCUAGCAUAAGCGGCGACGUGGCUCCGCUGUUCACGGAUAGUAGCAUGGAGUCUUGUUUGGAAACUCUCAUCCAACUUGCCACUGAUCACCAUGCUACUGUUACUACUGAUAGUCGAAACCUUGACCCAGACCUAGAUGCGCUGCAGGUCGACGCUCAGUCUGCCGACUGAUAUUUCACGUCGUUAGGUCGUCACCGCUGUCUGUUUUCUGACAAGGAGAAAUAUGUCUACUUGAAGCCUCUUGCGUAGUCUGCGUGUAGCACUCUUCCCACCCUGGGUAUGACCCGUCUUUUUCUGGCAAUUUACAAUUAUGUAUUUCUUUUGAUAAUCAAUUUACUUACAUUUUCCCCGUUUCGCUGGAUAUUAGACCAAUUCAUUUAUGAGCAGGUACAUGAAAUAUAACGGAGCUGUCUUCAAGAGAGGGCGGAAGAUGUGGCCGACUUUCUUGACUUGAAUAAGGAGAUGAGUUAUAUGAUGGAUGGAUUG